UCAUAUACCGGAUCUCAGUAUCUUAAGUAGCCAGGUUCUGGCAGUGAUUUUCUUUUCAGAUAUUCUGAGUUGUACAAUACCCCUGACAGGGGAAUUUCUUUUGUUUUGGGUAUCCUGUGGAGAUUAGAAGGUGCCCCCAGGAACUCUUAUGGUAGAAAAACAGUGCAUUGAAUACUAUUCUCACAAGGACCCUAAAAAGACGAAUGAGCCAGCUGUACAGGUUGAAUUGUACUAUGAGAGUCUUUGUGGAGCUUGCCGCAGAUUUCUUGUUUUUCAACUCUUGCCAACUUGGCUGAUGUUAAAUAACAUUAUGAAUGUUACCCUGGUGCCUUAUGGAAAUGCACAGGAGAAAGAAGUUUCAGGAAAGUGGGAGUUUACAUGUCAGCAUGGACCAGAUGAAUGCUAUGUAAACACAAUAGAGGCCUGCAUUAUCGAUCAGCUGAAGGACAUAGAGAGCCAUUUUCCUGUUAUUGCUUGUAUUGAACAGUCUGCUAAUUUGACAAGUGUUCUGGGGCCAUGCCUUGCAGCAUUCGCACCACAAUUGUCAGUCAAAACUGUAAUGGACUGUGUAAAUGGUGACCUGGGAAACAAACUUAUGCACCAGAAUGCCAUGCGAACUGAUGCGCUAAAUCCUCCCCAUGAAUAUGUGCCAUGGGUGGUUAUCAAUGGGAAACACACUGAUACUCUUCAGGAUAGAGCCAUGGGUGCAUUGUUCAACCUCAUCUGUGAAACAUACACUGGGCCGAAACCAGAUGCUUGUUCGGGGAAAGAAGUGACGCCAUUAAAGCGGGAUUCUGUAUGUUUAAACUGAGCCAUUAAAUGGAAAAGAAUUAAGACAAGAAACUGCACAAAAUCAAAUGUUAAAAAUUGAAAGUAUAUGGCUAAUAAAGAUUUUUAUAACCCUAA
This is a messenger RNA of Hyla sarda, 906 nucleotides long. RefSeq names its product IFI30 lysosomal thiol reductase (gene IFI30). NCBI's taxonomy places the organism in Eukaryota, Metazoa, Chordata, Amphibia, Anura, Hylidae. Bases 149 to 811 code for a protein of 220 amino acids. Gene Ontology annotation, molecular function: oxidoreductase activity, acting on a sulfur group of donors, disulfide as acceptor. The record is from RefSeq and is a predicted model, not a curated record. The transcript has 8 exons. Gene Ontology annotation, cellular component: lysosome.